Molecule: messenger RNA, 975 nt
Organism: Terrapene triunguis (Three-toed box turtle)
Lineage: Eukaryota; Metazoa; Chordata; Testudines; Emydidae
Product: barttin
Exons: 4
Coding region: 1-975 (324 amino acids)
Biological process (GO): chloride transport
Cellular component (GO): basolateral plasma membrane
Molecular function (GO): chloride channel regulator activity
Source: RefSeq, a predicted model, not a curated record
AUGGCUGAGGAUAAAACUUUCCGCUACGGACUCAUAGUGCUGGGCUUCUUCCUGGUGAUGAUUGGGAUGUUCAUCAUGAGCGUGGACAAGCCCCAGGUCUACAUCACCUUUUGCACCCUGGGGGUUUUAACCAUAGCAGUGGGGAUCACCUGGAGCAUGUGUCAGUGCUACCCCAAGAUAACGUUUGUCCCCAUGGAGACGGAGUCCGAGAAGUUCCUGUCACGCACGCCUGCUGUUUCGAUAGAAAAUGAAAUUCCGGAGAAGAGCUGCUCCCAGACUCCCUACACCAGCCAGGAAGAAGCUAAUGUCUAUGAGAAAAGCCUGCCAUCUUAUGAACAGAUCCAGAGGAAAGCAAAGGGCUCUGUGGAGUGUCUGGGGAUUCAAAUGGCCCCGCUCCUAGGUGACUGUGAGCUCAAGACAAGAGGAUGUCCCCAUCCCUUUGUACAGGCCAAGGCUGAGGUCCACAGGAUCUCAGAGAACAAUGGAGAAACCUACAGAGAUCCAGCAUCCCAAGUGGUCACAGCAACAAUCAGCAGCCCAUCAGAGAGGUCCCACAGUGCAGCGCCGCUGGCUUCCUUCCCGGAGGACACUGACCUUCCCUCUUCCGAGGGAUCCACCUCCAGCAGCCUGUUUCUGGGGGGAUCCACCAACUCACUGAGGAAUCCGCUCCCAUCACAGGGGCACACCCAGAAGCCCAGGUCUGAGCUUCCUCGCUAUGAAGAUUUUGCCCUGAUUGAUUCACCGCUGGCAGAAGGGUGGCGUCCAAGCCAGGAGCAAACACCAGCCCUACCCCAGAACUACCUGUCUGGGGCUGCCUCAGCAAGACAGUUUGCAUUGGUCUCAGGUCCUGGCUCAAAGGCAGCAGAGUCAGGAGAGAGACAGAGUGUGGAAGAGGAUGACAUGUAUUAUGGGUUAAAAGAGGGGCCAGAGAAUUUACUGAUAGCGGAUGAUUUUGUCUUUGAGCCAGAGACCUAA